AAAAAAAAAUUUCGGACUGUCAGUAUUUAAGGAUUUUUUGCUUCCGUUUAAAAAGAGAAAUCGACCGAAGAAAGAAGCUCCGGAACUUUGCGAGUUUUAAGCUUUGUAGAUUGAGACGAGGUAGGACCCGCGGCCGCCAAGGACAAAAGAUCACGAGGACCCCAGGCGGCCCCUCCCAACCCAAAUAAGUCUUUGGCCUUAUUGACCCGUUCCCUAAGAAAACAUCCUGGAUCCCAGUAUGACCAAAGCUGAAAUGGGCAAGCUGAAUAGCACCCGAGAGGAGGACAGCAGCAGCUAUAGCUCUAACAGCAACGACUUCAGCUAUCACUACCCCACCAAAUCAGCUGCGAUGAAGAGCCAUUACGUAGAUAUGGAUCCAGAAAACCAAAAUUUUUUACUUGAAUCCAACCAAGGGAAGAAAAAAUAUGAAACUGAAUAUCAUCCAGGUACAACUUCCUUUGGAAUGUCAGUAUUUAACCUGAGCAAUGCUAUUGUGGGCAGUGGCAUUCUUGGACUUUCUUAUGCCAUGGCAAACACAGGAAUUGCUCUCUUUGUAGUUCUCUUAGUCUUCGUGUCAAUAUUUUCUCUGUAUUCCGUUCACCUUCUUUUGAAGACUUCCAACGAAGGAGGAUCUUUAUUAUAUGAACAAUUGGGAAUGAAAGCAUUUGGCAUGCCUGGAAAACUUGCAGCAUCUGGAUCAAUUACAAUGCAGAACAUUGGAGCUAUGUCAAGCUACCUCUACAUCGUGAAAUAUGAGUUACCAUUGGUCAUCAAAGCGUUUUUGAACAUUGAAGAGCAUUCAGGAGAAUGGUAUUGGUAUACUAAUGGCGAUUAUUUGGUUAUAUUAGUAUCCUUGGUGCUCAUUCUUCCUUUGUCACUGUUGAAAAAUUUAGGUUAUCUAGGCUACACCAGUGGAUUUUCCUUAUUGUGCAUGGCCUUCUUCCUUAUUGUGGUCAUUUGCAAGAAAUUUCAAAUUCCUUGUGGAGUGGAACAUGAUCUAAUUAAUGCAACUCUGAACAUUACCAUGGAGCAACUGGUGUUUGCAAAUGAAACAAAUGUUAAUGCAACCUAUGAUUCCUGUGUACCAAAAUAUUUUAUCUUCAACUCAAAGACUGUCUAUGCUGUACCUAUCCUGACAUUUUCUUUUGUCUGUCAUCCUGCUAUUCUCCCUAUUUAUGAAGAACUGAAAGGCCGAACCCGCAGAAGAAUGAUGAAAGUAUCCAAUGUUUCAUUUUUUGCUAUGUUCCUCAUGUACCUCUUGGCUGCUCUCUUUGGAUACUUGACAUUCUAUGGAAAGGUGGAAGCCGAAUUGCUUCAUACUUAUUCAGCAGUGCUUCAGACUGAUAAUCUCCUUCUGAUUGUGCGCUUAGCAGUCCUGAUGGCAGUCAUUCUUACUGUUCCAGUUGUGAUUUUUCCAAUCCGCAGUUCCGUCACACAAUUGCUGUGUGCAGGCAAAGAAUUUAGUUGGGUUCGUCAUUGUAUUAUUACAGGAGCUAUUUUGGUAUGCACCAACGUUCUCGUCAUUUUUGUUCCCACAAUUCGAGACAUAUUUGGAUUCAUUGGUGCCUCUGCUGCUGCCAUGCUAAUCUUUAUACUUCCAUCAGCUUUCUACAUUAAGCUUGUGAAAAAAGAAUCCAUGCAAUCUGUGCAAAAAAUUGGGGCUCUCCUGUUCCUGCUAAGUGGCACAAUUGUGAUGAUUGGAAGUAUGACCUUAAUCAUUGUGGAUUGGAUCAACAAUUAACCUACCUGCUUUAUUCAUUCGUCUUCAUUCUGCCAUCUUCUGGGAGGAAAAACCUUCUGCCUAUGUUUGCAGCUCUGCUUCCUUUGAUGCUAGUACUUCUAAUGGUAGAACAGAUGGAUUUUAAAGAAAGAAAAACAAAAGAAACUAUUCUGCACAAGAAUAGAUACUAAUAUCAAGUCAGCUGAAUCUUUGGCUGAGUGAAGUGACUUUUUUUUUUAUUCCAUUCCAGGGAAUGGAUGGCUCUCUCUGUAAAAAUUUAUCAAGCCAUGUUGGGCUUUGGACAUUGUUACUUGGAUUCUUUAUUUACUUGAAUGUGCCUAAUGGAAACAAUUGGUGUGAGAAGUAAAUUAGUUUACAGCAAGUUGUAAGCUAGCCAUUAAAAGGAAGGGAAAAAACAGUUAUUUUUAUACCAAAUAACUAUGGACUCAAAAGCACUAUUUUGACUUUUAAGAAAACAUUUUAUAAGUUAAAGAUUCAAAUAAGGGUAAGAAAAAAAUCAGUAUACUGUUUAAUCAGUAUCCUCAGUUCAAAAUGUUUGCCUGUCUACAGAGACAUGUUCUUAAAAUUAUAUUUUUCACCUCAAUAAGCUUAUUUUUUAAAUCUGUUAUAACUAAUGUUUAAUUGACUAUCUUGAAAGAAUAGAACUAAAAUUAAAUUCCAUUUGUAAUUUUAGUUAUUCUAACACUAAAACCAAACAAAGAUUUGUUAAGAAGUCCCAAUUAUAGUAUACUGAGGUACUCAGUAGUGCAAUUACAGAAGAUAAAAACUUUUUAUUCUUUUUUUUAUUUGGUCUCACCAAAGCACAAUAAAUUGUUAGAUAAUGUGAUGUUCCUAGCAAAAUAAUCUGGCUUUUUAGUAUUUAAAACAAAAAUAUUGAGGUCAUGCUAUAGUUUACUGGAGGUAAAGUAUACAGAUAGUGUGGUACUUUUCAGAUGCAUGUUUUCAUUCAUUAUUAAUAUUUUAUAUUAUGUUACAUAAUUGCACCAGAGUUUGGUGCAUGUGACAAAAUUCUUUUCAUAAAAUAACUGGAUUUCUUAAUGCAGUUUUCUAAACUGUCGUGUGUGUGUGUGUCUGUGUGUGUAUACACACACACACACACACUUGUUACUAAAUGAAUGGGUUUCAGUAUUAUUGGAACAGUGGGGUAACAACCAUAGGUCAUGUACAGUGGAUAUCCAGAACAUGAUCCUGCCCUAACUGGACAACAACAUUCAAAGAACAUAUGAACUGGGCAUACAUACCUCACUCCUAUCUGUCUCCCAUUCAUCAUUUUGCCCAGAAACUCAAGAAGAGCUGAAUGUUGAUACAGGGAAUUCAUACAUACUUCCCAUUUCUAUUAUUACCGUAAUUUAAAGAGAUAUUUAAUGAAUUUGCCAUGUGGGAUAGAGGAUAAAAUCUUCUCUAUUAUGCUUUGUAGUAAUAAAUCUGUGUUGCAAGUGCUGCAUUUGCCAGAGAAAGGAGCAUAUUCCAGUUUGGUUACUACACAUAUUAAUUAUACUAUUUCAACCCCAAGAUGUAAAGAAAUUUAGGACACUUUUUCAUUUCACAAAAAUUGCUGAGCAGAUUUUCUGCCAGAAUCUAAAAAGACAGAAUUUAACUAGGUAAUGUUCAGAGGAUUAUUUUCAUCUGGCAUAAUCUAUCUUAAUAGUACUAGCUCAAUAGUAACUAUUGAGUUAGAGCAAUCAAAAAAGGCAUGUAAUUAACCGGAACAUUUUUUAAGUGUAGGUUCAUUUUAAAAAAUAUAUACAGCAAAUAUUUCCCAUUGCAUUCUGAUUCUUAGCCUAAUAAUGUUUCAUUAGGGUGCUUUUAAUAUUUCCCCUUAUUGACCUAGAAAGGCUAGACUUCAAGCCAUGGUUCUAGAUAGAAUAUAAUCUGUACUUGAAUAAUAGUUGUGAUAAUCUCUUUUAUUCCUAAAAUAUUAGUAACUAACACUAGUACUGUU
Molecule: messenger RNA, 3683 nt
Organism: Protobothrops mucrosquamatus (brown spotted pit viper)
Lineage: Eukaryota; Metazoa; Chordata; Lepidosauria; Squamata; Viperidae
Gene: SLC38A2
Product: solute carrier family 38 member 2
Exons: 16
Coding region: 239-1741 (500 amino acids)
Biological process (GO): L-glutamine transport; amino acid transmembrane transport
Molecular function (GO): L-glutamine transmembrane transporter activity
Source: RefSeq, a predicted model, not a curated record